Messenger RNA from Helianthus annuus (common sunflower), 1394 nucleotides. RefSeq names its product zinc finger protein-like 1 homolog. Gene Ontology annotation, cellular component: Golgi apparatus. Lineage: Eukaryota; Viridiplantae; Streptophyta; Magnoliopsida; Asterales; Asteraceae. The record is from RefSeq and is a predicted model, not a curated record. The transcript has 8 exons. Bases 235 to 1176 code for a protein of 313 amino acids.
GACUAGGCAGUAGUGUUGGAUGGAAGUUAAUUUAACAAACUGCAACGCACCUCUUCUUCUCCUCCAGAUGAGCAUGAAAAUUCCAAAUCAAACUGCCUGCUAACCCAUAAUUCGUCGUCUAGUUAUCCGAUCCGUCAUACGGAUCUUCACUUUUUUCAACCUAAAACCCUAAAAAGUUUCUUCGGAAUCUUUAAUUAAAAUCGAUGUUUGAAUUUUAGGAUUAUUGUUAAUGCGAUGGUGGUCUGCAAGUGCCGAAAGGCAACUAAGCUGUACUGCUUCGUACACAAGGUCCCCGUUUGUGGAGAAUGCGUAUGCUUUCCCGACCACCAAAUAUGUGUGGUUCGUACAUACUCCGACUGGGUGAUCGACGGGGACUAUGAUUGGCCCCCAAAGUGUUGUCAUUGUCAAGCCGUGCUUCAAGAAAAUGGUGCUUCUCAAACAACGCGCUUGGGCUGCUGCUUGCAUGUCAUACACACAAGUUGCUUAGUUUCAAAUAUUAAAAGUUAUCCUCCUCACACCGCUCCAUCUGGAUACGUUUGUCCGGCAUGUUCAACUCCGAUAUGGCCUCCUAAAAGCGUUAAAGACUCUGGAUCCCGUUUACAUUCUCAGUUGAAGGAAGCCAUUGUUCAGACUGGAAUCGAGAAGAAUGUGUUUGGAAACAAUCCAGUUUCAUUGACAGUCAGGAUUCCCCCUGAGCCUUCGGUAACAAAUGACGAUGCAGCAAAUGGUUCUGCUAAACGUUCAAGCACAGAUAAUGUGGAAAUAGAUGUUCCAAGUUCAGUAAAUCAUUUGAGAAGCCCAACUUCUAGUGCUACGACCAGAAAGAGUGCACCACAAGUUGAAAGGCAAAACUCUGAGGUUUCAUACUUUGCAGAUGACGAAGAUGCUAAUCGUAAGAAGUACUCAAGGAGAGGAGGUUUUCGCAAUCAGUUUUUGAGGAAACUGUUGCCGUUUUGGUCAAGUGCAUUGCCAACUUUACCAGUUACCACACCCCCUAGAAAAGAUGCAAAUGCAGAUGACGUACAUGUGCGUCACCAUAGACCGUCAAGGAUGGAUCCAAGAAAAAUACUUCUUGUCAUAGCAAUCAUGGCGUGUUUAGCGACAAUGGGUAUUCUGUAUUACAGAAUUGCACAACGCGGUUUUGGGGAGGAACUACCUCAAGAGGGGGAGGCGUAGUCAAUUUAGUCUUUUGAUUCUCUGCAUUUCUUGUUAUAAUUUGGAUGGAUUACAGCCCCAUUAUGUUUACUUCUGGUAGAAGACCUCUUUUUUUUUUUUUUUUUUUUUUUUUUUUUUUUUUAUAAAAUGGUUUGCUGUUAUACUUUUUUUUUUUUUAAAUCUGCAUGUAAAAGGGCACAUAUCAGCAGAAAGUUAUGAACCAUUCUUUUUUAUUGAUA